Messenger RNA from Paraphaeosphaeria sporulosa, 492 nucleotides. RefSeq lists its product as uncharacterized. The transcript has 2 exons. NCBI's taxonomy places the organism in Eukaryota, Fungi, Ascomycota, Dothideomycetes, Pleosporales, Didymosphaeriaceae. The coding region runs from base 105 to 404 and encodes 99 amino acids. The record is from RefSeq and is a predicted model, not a curated record.
CCUAAAAGCAACGACAUAUACUUUUCCGAACUCGAGGUCAUCAAAGCAUAGAGUUAUCUUCUCAGUGUGCGCAUUCGUACACCCGAUCUUACAGGGCAGCUUGAAUGCGCUCCAUGCGCUCAAAAACUUCGAGCGCGCAUUUCAUAGCUCUACCGGGAUGCACCCUCGGGUUCAAAGGUACUUGGGAUGCUGCGACAAGCAUGACCUGGAGGUUAUUGCUGAGGAUUCAGGUGGCUGGAAAUCGUUCAUCUGAGGUUAAUGAAUGGGACCGAAGACGGGACAUGAUCAUGGAGUUGUCAAUACCAGGAUUAUGGCCAAUUUACCUUGUCUUGCAUGCAUGCUCAGCAAGUCAAACUCCAGGGCAUAAAAUAGGCUCUACUAAGGACCAAACGCCCUCGAUAUGAGAAGUUUGGAAGUAAACACUAAUUCGAUGGGUAAACCUUCGAAAGCACAAAUGCCCACAUAUGCUCAGUACCCAAUAAUUACUCAAGC